AUGCCCGCCCUCGAUAAUACAUCAACGCCCGUGCCCGGCAUUCAGUACGUGGGCACAAAGCAGGUGUUCCAGCACCUUGGCGCAGUUCCCAAGAGCGUCGACUGCGUAGUCGUGGGCGGUGUCACGGCCGAUGAUUUCUGUGCACUUGAGGCCGCGCGCGACCGUCGCGGCCGCCGGAUCCGGUUCUUUUUCCAACCAGAGUAUUCUUGUCUCGUCAUCACCAUUCCUACAGGCUACCAUGAACUGGGCCACGGUGUUUUGUACGAGAAAGUGCUUUUUGGUCUUAGGGAUAUGGGCGUCGAUAACCAGUGGGAAUCCACGCUCAGCAAACGAUUUGACGGACAGGGCGGCUCAUCUGGAGAAGGCGAUUCCUCCGGGGGCCCUUGGCCAAGAGCCAGUUUACAUAAUGGUAAAACUUGGCCAACACUAGUCGUUGAGGCGGGUGCAAGCCAGAGCCUGUCGUCACUGAGAGUCAAAGGUCAGUGGUGGUUUCAUGCAAGCGACUUUCAUAUGAAAAUCGUCCUUCUCGUGAAAAUCCACCAGCACGACCUCAGCAUCCACAUAGAACAAUGGACAGCAAGUCUUUCUACUUCAGCAUCGGGCCCAAGACGCAGUGGCGCCACAAACACGCGGGCCGGUGGUGCUGCUGGCUCUACGACACGCCAACCCGAGAUCAAGCAGCAGGUGUCCAUCACCUGGGCGGGACAUUUGCCAUUCACGUCCUCCCCGCCCCAUCAAUACACCGAGGCUGACUUUCUUGUCGUGGGCGCUCCUUUGGUUCUUCGAUUCCAAGACCUCAUGGAUCGUCCGCCUGUGCCCUCAGCCGGUGAUCAUGAUGUCGUGAUUUCGGAGCACGAUCUUCAAAACGUCGCCGUUCGUGUAUGGAGACAGAGGGAGUGA
This is a messenger RNA of Sporothrix brasiliensis 5110, 900 nucleotides long. RefSeq lists its product as uncharacterized. The transcript has a single exon. The record is from RefSeq and is a predicted model, not a curated record. The coding region runs from base 1 to 900 and encodes 299 amino acids. Lineage: Eukaryota; Fungi; Ascomycota; Sordariomycetes; Ophiostomatales; Ophiostomataceae.